This is a messenger RNA of Oncorhynchus tshawytscha (Chinook salmon), 4113 nucleotides long. Its product is annotated as polypeptide N-acetylgalactosaminyltransferase 5-like. The transcript has 10 exons. The coding region runs from base 656 to 3166 and encodes 836 amino acids. Gene Ontology annotation, cellular component: Golgi apparatus. The record is from RefSeq and is a predicted model, not a curated record. Lineage: Eukaryota; Metazoa; Chordata; Actinopteri; Salmoniformes; Salmonidae.
UGUCGGGGGAAAGAAAAAAAGAAAAAAAAUCAGUUUUUGUUCAGGCCUACACUCACUGUGCGACGCAUCAUGCCUUCUUUUGUUUACAUUAGACAGGCCACAUCCACUUUCACGCCACCUUCGACGUACCCUAAAACGGUUUGCAUAAAAUGAAGCUGUCUAUCCAGUCACUGUGUGUGCUCUCAACGUUGAAAUAUGUCAUUGAUGGGCGCUACCUCCACGACAGAACAGGGCGCAAAUGUGUCAACGAACUCAAAUGGAUGUCUGUGGUUUUGCAUUCUGCUCAAGGGAAUAUGAUCUUUUCUUUUCUCAUUCAAAGACAUUAGGUGAGGGCAAGUAAGUGAACAACAAAUUGCAAGAUAAUUGCCUGUGUACUUCCAUAUUAGUGGGAAGCGCACGAUACACAUUGUACUGUUCAGGGAAGUAAAUGGGCAACGCGGAGGUAAGUUUUAUUGAUACAUUGUUGCGUUUCGCUACAAAAUUCACAAUAGUUCAACAAACCGUUGUUUGGCCAAAACCGCGUGGAAUGCCACGCAGGCAAUAGCCUACUAAAACUACCCCAAAGUAAAGAGAUGUUGAACGGGGAGGGGGAGAAGUAUGACGCGUGCAUGCAUUAAUAAGAUACUGUGACCUAGUAUAUCCAGACGUACUAAAAAUGAAGGCUGUAAGGAAAUACUUUAGGGGUAGUGGGAGGGCACUUGCAUUUGUUUUCAUUGCAUCUGUCAUUUGGCUACUGUUUGAUAUGGUAGCACUUCGCCUGUCAAUGAAUGAUGUUAACAGCCAACUUCUGAAAGAAAGCGUAGUGAAGGAAAGGCUGACUGUCACACCGCAGGCCACGGAGCGUACACAGUUAGACUUGGACCUGGACGAGGCAGGUAAUAAAGGUCCACUCCAGAAUGAAAAGAAAGUCCUUGAAGUGGGCAGAAAGCGAAGACCUGCUGCCAAAAAGGACCCGCAGUUGAAGGACAAAGUCAAUUCACAUGAGCAACAAGGGGGGAAUGCCCAACCAAAGUCAGAACAAGGAAAUUAUGUCAUUUUUAAGCCUAACCAAAUCGAAACAGUGAAUCAUGUCACAGGACAGUUGAGUGUGCCUUUGAAUACGAAAACGCCCGUCAAAGAUCCUUUGCCUGUCAAAGACCUGUCAAGAAAGGCAGUGGACUUGAUGCUAAAUGUGGUGAAGUCCGAGGAUAAGAAAGUGGCAGUGCUUUCGAACUUCACCAAAGUGCCACCUGGUGUUCAAGAAGGAAAACAUGUGGAAACAUUGACCUCAAAAAAGACAGAGAAAGCAGAGGAAAAUAUAGGCCUAAUGCAAAAAGCCAAAGCAAAAAUGGACCAAAAGAAGAAUGAGAGAGUCCGAGAUCCACUGGAGCCUGGCAUACAAGAAAGCUUUAUAAAAUACAAAGUUGCCGUGGACCGCACAGUUAAAUCUGUCAAAAAGGAUGUACUGAAAGGAAAGGAGGUGGUCGUCAAUAUUAAGGACAAACGGAUCAAUGCAGUUGAUAAAGGUAAGCCGUAUGCCUUAAAGGAGACCGUACUUCCUAGAGCAAAGUUAAAACGUCAACCAGGAGUUCCCACAAACUCCACAGACGUUCGAAACACAGGCGUUCACAAAGUGCUGGCAUUAGACAUGACCGAAGCCCCCAGAGAUGCCGAUGCAAUUGGGCAAUUUGGGAAAGCAGCCAUGGUGCCCAGUGACAAAGAGCAGGAGGUGAGGAACCGGUGGAAUGAAGGCCAUUUCAACGUGUACCUGAGUGACCAGAUCCCUGUGGACCGAGCCAUCCCAGACACCAGACCGCAUACGUGUUCUGAGAGUGUGGUCCAUGAUGACUUGCCCACCACCAGUGUGAUCUUCUGCUUUGUGGAUGAGGUAUGGUCCACUUUGCUCCGGUCCGUCCACAGUGUCCUCAAUCGCUCUCCACCACACCUUCUCAAAGAGAUCAUCCUGGUGGAUGACUUUAGUUCCAAAGAAUAUCUCAAGAACCCCCUGGAUGUGUACAUGUCCCAGUUUCCCAAAGUGCGGAUCGUCCGUCUGAAGGAGAGGCAGGGCCUGAUCCGAGCUAGGCUGGCAGGAGCCGCCAUUGCCAAAGGUGAUGUUUUGACUUUUCUUGACUCGCAUAUUGAAUGCAACGUGGGCUGGUUGGAACCUCUGCUGGAGAGAGUGUACAUAGACAGGAGGAAAGUGGCCUGCCCAGUCAUCGACGUCAUCAGUGACAAGGACAUGAGCUAUGCGUUGGUUGACAACUUCCAAAGAGGGGUAUUCAAAUGGCCCUUGGUGUUUUGGUGGCGCAGGUUAUCAGAGGAAGUCAUUAAGAAGAAUCACAUGAAGGCUUCAGAUCCCAUCAGGUGUCCCAUCAUGGCAGGAGGACUUUUCUCCAUCGAUAAGAAGUACUUCUAUGAACUGGGCUCUUAUGAUCCUGGCUUGGAUGUAUGGGGUGGAGAGAACAUGGAGAUCUCUUUUAAGAUUUGGAUGUGUGGAGGUGAGAUCGAGAUCAUCCCAUGUUCCAGAGUGGGCCACAUUUUCCGAGGCGCCAACCCAUACAAGUUCCCCAAGGACAGGCAGAAGACGGUCGAGCGUAACCUGGCCAGGGUGGCAGAGGUGUGGCUGGAUGAGUACAAGGACCUGUUCUACGGCCAUGGAUACUACCAUCUGCUGGAUAGGAGUGUCAUCGACAUUGGCAACCUCACAGACCAGAUCGAGCUCCGGAAGAAGCUCAAGUGCAAGAGCUUCAAAUGGUACCUGGAUAAUGUGUACCCAGACAUGGUUGCUCCAUUGGUCAAAGCUGAGGGGCUAGUUUUCAAUCGUGGAGUAAGAAAAUGCCUCGCUCUGCAGAAAGGCUCCCUUGCCUUUGAGAUAUGUGAUCUCAGCAAGCUGAAUCAGCACUUCAAUUACACCUGGAUGAGGCACGUUCGCCAGAAAGAUGUCUGUCUCACUGCUCAGGACAAAGGUAGCAGCCUGGCUAUGCAGCCGUGUGACAACACCAAGCCACAGCUACGCUGGCUCCACAAGGUCUCCAACUCUGCUCUGGUGGAGCACCUCGUUACGGAGCUUGCUUCCCAGCGUUUGUGUCUUGAGGCUGGGGCUCUGGGUGACCGCAUGCAGCUGAAGAGGUGUGAGCCUACCAGUCCCUACCAGAAGUGGCAGUUCACACACUACCGCGCUGAAUGACGGGAGUACAGGGCUACAGCACUAUUCAUGCAUUAGUGAUCGACACUCCAGUACUUGACUGUGCUGUGUGUGUGUUUUGGAUGUGGUCUGUCGCAAUAGGAAUAUGCAUGGUGUUGGUUUGAGGGUGGUGUUGGGAUGUGCAAUGUUUUUGUUUUUUUUAAUCAUGAUCAACUUUUGAAUUUUGCAUGACUUAUGAGGCCCCGGAAAUGAUUUGAAAGGGCAGCUAUUAGACAAUGUAAAUCAGUGUUUUCGGAUGCAUUGUUUACUGGAGUUGCACUUUUUAUUGAGCUCUUUGGUUUUACACUGUAUGUUCAUCAGCUUUGCAAAAACAAAUGUUCUCUAAAGAGCCGUGGCAUAUCGACUAUUUUUCUACAGAUGUUCUCUAUAUUGUAGCUCUCGGUUUGACCACACAAUGUACCAUAUUUCUUACUGUUUCAGUGCCAAAUGGCUGGAUAUAUUAUGCCACUUUUCUAUGAUUCAUGUAAAUACAUAUUCUCUGUUUGAAAUACCAUUUUAUGUACAAAUUGAAAUGCAUGGAGUGUGCAUGAGCCUGUGUAGACAUUACAUAUCACAGAUAGCUUUGCUAAAGACAUUUUUUAUUUUUAUGAGAUUAAAAAGAAUUGCAUUGUAUUAUGUGAGGUUAUGACUCAGCUCCGGGUUGACGUUUCCCCUAAGGUACCGAUCUAGGUUCGACUUCCCUUCCCCCAAUCCUAACCUCAACGAUUAGUGGGGGGAAAUGCAAAACUGACCCAAGAUCGGUGUCUACGGGCCACUUCACCCUACACCUUAUGUCUCACUUAGGAUAAUAAGAGCUGCUUCUUUAUUACUAUAUGGUUAUAGGUUUAGUACAUACUGUAUGUAUAUUUCUCUAACACUAGAGGGGACUGUUGUUGAUAAAAUGAUAUUCUUUCUCCUUUUCUGAAUAGAUAUUAAAAAUGAUCAUUUAA